Molecule: messenger RNA, 1530 nt
Organism: Mollisia scopiformis
Lineage: Eukaryota; Fungi; Ascomycota; Leotiomycetes; Helotiales; Mollisiaceae
Exons: 2
Coding region: 420-1268 (282 amino acids)
Source: RefSeq, a predicted model, not a curated record
UCAGCACAACGCCUUGGCUUAUUCCGGCAGAAAACGCGCAUCGAAGGCUAAUGUUGAAGGUGGGGCAGUUUGUCGACGCACAUGAUCGCAAAGACUGCCUUAUGAUUGUCUACUAUGCUGGCCAUGCCUACAUCAAUGAAGCUCGCCAGUCAACUUGGUCAUGCACACGUAGUAGAUCAUUCUCUACUUUGGAUUGGUCUGCCGUCCAGACCCUUUUCGAAUCUGCAACCUCCGAUGUCUUGCUUCUCCUGGAUUGUUGUGCUGCAGCAAGCUCAGCGCCAAAGGGCGGUAAGACAAUAACAGAGACAAUUGCAGCCUGCGGCUGGGAGAGCAUUGCAGCGGAACCAGGGCGGUUUUCGUUCACAUCCGCGCUUAUCGAAGUCCUUGAGGAAUAGAUCAAUCGAAAAUUCUUUGUUGCGAUGCUACAUAGCCAGAUUCUUUCGGUUCUUAAGCACGAACGUCCGGAGCGGCUAGGUGGGAACCGGCGCGUUGAAUGUCGAACUACUCCUGUAUAUAUUGUAACGACAGAAGACCCAAGUAUACCCAGCAUAGUGCUGAAUCGAAUACAAGUCGAUCGCACUGCGGUCCAAGCGGGUGCAUCGCAGAAGCGCGCAAGAUCACACGAUUCGGAUCCAGGCAUUACAGGGGAGAGAACUUCAAGAAGAAUUAAACGAGGAAAACACAGCAAGGGUAAAGAACGAGCUGGUUCUCAGGAUGAAGAGGUAGACACCAUGCCAAAGACCUCGAAAAUGGCUACUGAGCCAAAUGGUCCUGAACGGGUCCACGGUGAAGCGCGAUUACCCUCGCCUCCAAAAGAAUAUCAUAUCAACAAAGAAGCACUCUUUGGCAGGGAUUCUGAUGGGUUGCUCAAAAUCCCACACGUCUUGAUUUCGAUAGCCUUAGCAGAAAACCAGGUGUUAGAUGCCGACGCCUGCGCUGCUUGGCUUGCAUCAUUCCCUGCUUUGGCUGAGUAUGUCAAGGUGCGAAGCAUCUAUCGAAGUUAUUCGACGUUGAUAAUCAUUUCUGUACCUGUCAUUCUCUGGGAUUUGCUUCCAGAUGAUCUUGCUUGCAACUUCAUCGGCUAUGUUCGCUCAGGCGACAUACUCUCCGAAGAUAGUCUGAAAAUCCGAGAAGCCGAUACUCAAGAAACCGUAAGCGAUUCAGAAUUAGCGGCACUAGAGGCAACUAUUCCACCAACUAGCCCAAUAGAGAGCCAAGACAAGAGGCAUGCUCACGGAAAACUUCGAGGUCGACAUCAGUCGCAAUGAGCGUAGGCUCGAGGAGAAGCAUGUCUCCUGUGACUGGCAAUGCCUUACGGUUCCCCAGUCUUUCGUCCGGAGAUUUCCUUUUUGCACCUAGUGUUGGCAGCGAGAAUAAAGCUUUGUCUUGGCGGGGAUCGGCAGAGCCGCUAAUGCAAUCCUCUUCUCCACCGCCUGCUAAGAAGUCUCGCACAAACACUCCGUGGACUCCGGCAGAGGAGCAGAGACUCAGGACUAUGAGAGAUGUCGGCCAUAGCUGGGCUGAUAUAGC